AUCAAAAGCCUUAUCACAAAAUUGAAUUUGAUAGGCAGAGAAAUAGCCACACAGGCUUAUGUAGACCUUCACUUAGCCAACACCUCUCAAUUCCCUUCAAUCCUUACCCUUGUUUCUUAACCAUCUUUUCUUCCCUCUAUAUUUCUUUUUAUCUUAAUUUCGUAACCACAGAAAUUUCCUGCUUUCAUUGUGUCCUUCAAUCCAAGGUACGAUUUUUCUUUUGGGUUAUUAUAUACAGUACAUUACAUAUAAUAUAAUUUUUACUCAAUAUCCCACUUCAAAAACCUUGAUUGCUCAUUAAAUUUUACAUUUUUCUUUCUGAUUUCUUUGCAUUUUGCUUAUUUGUGUGUUUGUUUAGUUGGUAUAUUCUUGUUUUAGGUUGUUUUUUUUGAUUAAGAUUGGGAGGAAUGACAUGUUUGAUGAGUAUUUUUAGUUGGGUAUUGUAAAUUUUUGGUGUUUUUAUUUGGAUUUUGGAACUUGGGUGGUGUUUAUAUGCUUAUGAUUGCAAACCUUACACUUUAAAGAGUGGUUAUGGCAACAAUGGCUUCCCUAGUGAGUUUGGGAAGCUCUGGAGCAACUUGCUCAGGGCAAUUGGAGGUUUCCUUUUCAUUGGUUAAGAAAAUUACAUUGCCUAGAAGAAAUAGUAGUUGCAAUUUUAGGCAAUUGGGAGGGGAGAGGAGAUGGCGUUACGUUUCGGUGUGUAGACUUUCUGUCAUUACUGAUUAUGUUUCUGAGCAAGGAAAUGCUGUUUCUCUUGAAAAUCCAUAUAGUGAGAGUAAAGAAGAGGGCCUCAUCUUGAAGCCUUCGCCUAAACCGGUUUUAAAAUCCGGGUCUGAUGGAAAUCGGAAAUUUGGGGAGAGUUCGGUGGCGUUUUCGAGUAAUGGGAAAUUGGAUAAUGUGGAGGAGAGGAAGAAGGUUAUUGAAUCAUUGGAUGAGGUAUUAGAAAAGGCUGAGAGAUUAGAAACGGCGAACUUACAAGCCGAUAAUAGAAAGGAUAGCACAAAUGUAAAUAAACCGUCUCCGAGUAUAAGUAGUUCAACCAAUGGUAAACCUGUAAAUAAUUUGAACAAAGGGAAGCCUAAGGCUGCGAAGAGUGUUUGGAGAAAGGGAAAUCCAGUUUCUACCGUGCAAAAAGUAGUUCAAGAAUCUCCGAAGAUUGAAAAGGUUGAGAGAGUGGAAGCUCGAACGGACAGCCAAUCGACUGAAACUAUAAGACCUCCAUUGCCACUACAGAGGCCUGAGAUUAAGUUGCAGGCAAAGCCUUCUACCGCUCCUCCACCCAUGCCUAAGAAGCCGGUUUUGAAGGAUGUGGGGAUGUCUUCCAGAGCUGAUGGAAAGGACCAGUCUGUGAAAUCGAAAGAGAGGAAGCCUAUUCUAGUGGACAAAUUUGCCACCAAGAAGGCAUCAGUUGACCCGUCGAUUGCUCAAGCAGUAAUUGCCCCACCAAAACCCGCUAAACUUCCCUCUGGAAAGUUUAAAGAUGAUUAUAGGAAGAAGGGUCUUGCAGCUGGUGGACCGAAGAGGCGUAUGGUUGACGAUGAUGAUAUUGAAAUGCAUGAAGACACUUCAGAGCUUGGUCUUUCUAUUCCUGGUGCUGCUACGGCUCGGAAAGGGAGGAAAUGGAGUAAGGCAAGUCGCAAGGCUGCCAGACGCCAAGCAGCUAGAGAUGCCGCUCCUGUUAAAGUGGAAAUCUUAGAGGUUGAAGAAAAGGGCAUGUCGACUGAAGAAUUAGCAUACAACUUGGCUAUUAGUGAAGGUGAAAUUCUUGGGUACCUUUAUUCUAAGGGGAUUAAACCAGAUGGGGUGCAAACUCUUGACAAGGCAAUGGUAAAGAUGAUCUGUGAAAGAUAUGACGUGGAGGUUUUGGAUGCGCUUAAUGAACAAAUGGAAGAAAUGGCACGGAAAAAGGAAAUUUUUGAUGAUGAUGACCUUGGCAAGCUUGAAGAUAGGCCUCCUGUGCUUACUAUAAUGGGUCAUGUAGAUCAUGGAAAGACAACCCUUCUGGAUUAUAUACGAAAGAGCAAGGUUGCUGCUUCUGAAGCUGGUGGGAUUACACAAGGUAUUGGUGCUUAUAAAGUGGAAGUACCGGUUGAUGGCAAGUUGCUGCCUUGUGUCUUUCUUGACACUCCUGGACACGAGGCGUUCGGGGCAAUGAGGGCUCGUGGAGCAAGAGUGACAGAUAUUGCUAUCAUUGUCGUAGCUGCUGACGAUGGGAUCCGUCCUCAAACAAAUGAAGCCAUAGCACAUGCAAAAGCAGCUGGUGUACCUAUUGUGGUUGCAAUUAAUAAGAUUGACAAGGAUGGGGCUAAUCCAGACCGUGUGAUGCAAGAGCUCUCGUCAAUUGGUCUAAUGCCAGAGGAUUGGGGUGGUGAUACCCCAAUGGUCAAGAUCAGUGCUCUGAAAGGUGAAAAUGUGGACGAGUUACUCGAGACAGUCAUGCUUGUCGCCGAGUUGCAAGAGUUAAAGGCAAAUCCUCAGAGGAACGCUAAGGGCACUGUAAUUGAGGCUGGUCUUCAUAAAUCAAAAGGACCCAUUGCCACUUUUAUUGUUCAGAAUGGUACCCUCAAACAAGGAGAUACUGUAGUUUGUGGGGAAGCAUUUGGGAAGGUUCGUGCCUUAUUUGAUCAUGGAGGGAGUCGCGUUGAUGAAGCUGGUCCAUCUAUUCCCGUGCAGGUUAUUGGAUUGAAUAAUGUUCCUUUUGCCGGUGAUGAGUUCGAGGUAGUGAGUUCCCUUGAUAUAGCUCGUGAAAAGGCAGAGGUCCGUGCAGAGUCUUUAAGAAAUGAGCGUAUAGCUGCUAAGGCUGGAGAUGGAAAGGUUACCUUGUCAUCCUUGGCAUCAGCUGUUUCUUCCGGGAAGAUGGCUGGUUUGGAUUUGCAUCAGCUAAAUAUAAUUUUGAAGGUUGAUGUUCAGGGAUCAAUCGAGGCAUUGAGGCAAGCUCUAGAAGUUCUUCCUCAAGAUAACGUCACUUUGAAGUUUCUCUUACAAGCGACCGGAGAUGUUACUACAAGUGAUGUUGAUCUUGCAGUUGCUAGUAAAGCUAUUAUCUUGGGGUUCAAUGUGAAGGCACCAGGUUCCGUCGAAAAAUUAGCAGAUAACAAAGGUGUUGAAAUUCGGCUUUAUAAAGUCAUUUAUGAUCUAAUUGACGACAUGCGGAGUGCAAUGGAAGGAAUGCUAGAUCCCGUUGAGGAACAAGUUGCAAUUGGUACUGCCGAGGUGCGGGCUACAUUUAGUAGUGGUAGUGGCCGUGUCGCUGGAUGCAUGGUGACCGAGGGAAAGAUUACCAAAGGCUGUGGGAUUCGAGUGAUACGGAAGGGAAAAACUGUCCAUGUUGGAGUCCUUGAUUCGUUGCGUCGAGUAAAGGAAACUGUCGAAGAGGUAAACAUCUGUAUUACGUUCCCUUUAUUCUCAUCAUCCUCGCUUCCCAACAGUUAUUGGACAAACAGAUCUUACACUUUUACUAUGGGUUGUUCGGAAAAUGAUUGUUGGUUAUUGCAUGUGGUUGUGGUUGUUGUUGGUUGUUGCUCGUUGGCUAAUUCACUAAGCUUGAUUGACCAACUGAAAGUGUUUUGUUUUUAUGGCUUUUUGAGCUAAUCGAAUAAGUUCCGAAAUAUUUGGUAAAAGUAGGUAUUCGUUAUUCAUCACAGAAAAAGUGGGACAACAAGCGAAAAGCCAAUAAAUAAAGCUACUCAAGGCAGCUUUUUCUAUUUAAUUUAAAAGUUGGCUUUUCAGCUGGCUUACAAGUCAUUUACCAUAAAAGUUAUUUUGCUGUUUAACCAACCAACAAUCCGAAUCCCAAAAGCCUACCAAAAAGCUAUUGCCUAAAGUUGUUUAACCCCAAUACCAACUAGCUUCUUUCCGAUUGACCGUUGAUUGCAAACAUCAUCUGUAACUUCACAUAAACUAAAAAGCGCAAAUAAUUUAACAAGCCAUUAGUUAUCCAAGCGUCCUAUAAAUUAAAGUAUUGCACUAACUGGCUAGGGUUUCAUACACACAUCUUGAGCAUAGGUAUUUCUGCAACACUCGAUUAAAUGCCGUUUGUUACUGAACGUGUAGCAAGUAAGUGCAACUCGCACGCUCAUACUGCUUACAAAAGUUGAUGAAUUUUCUACUUUUCAGGUGAACAAUGGACUUGAAUGUGGAAUCGGAUUGGAAGACUACGACGAUUUCGAGGUUGGUGAUACGUUAGAGGCUUUUAAUUCCGUCCAAAAGAAACGAACCCUUGAGGAGGCAUCAGCCCAAGUCACAGCUGCGCUGGAAGGAGCCGGUGUUUCUCGAUAAUAAAAGCCCAAACACGAUAUCAUUUGAACGGUAAGGCACACUGGUUCUGUCACCUCAGGGAGAUCUCGCCCCGCUCCUGCAUAUCUGAAACUCGAAUAAACUGUUUACUCAGACGAGAUUUGAACGACUAUGCUCAAUAACGUAUACCCGAGUUCCAAUUCUCGGAUGUGCUGCGACGUGUUAUCGAGUGAGAUAUGCUGUACAUAAUGGUAUAUGAGAAUCGAAUCGUUAGCUUUUGUCGAAAUGUAGUAGUGAAAAUACCUACAUAUUCUUUGCUGGCAGCAUUUUGUAACAGCUAUACAGUACUACACCUUGUAAAGGAAAACUUGUUUAAUGUCAAAAGGAAAGGCGAUACAUUGCGUACUUCAUUAUUAUCGUAUAAAAGUACUUUGUUCGUUCGUUCUGGAA
Molecule: messenger RNA, 4686 nt
Organism: Amaranthus tricolor (Joseph's coat)
Lineage: Eukaryota; Viridiplantae; Streptophyta; Magnoliopsida; Caryophyllales; Amaranthaceae
Product: translation initiation factor IF-2, chloroplastic
Exons: 11
Coding region: 532-3591 (1019 amino acids)
Biological process (GO): translational initiation
Molecular function (GO): GTP binding; translation initiation factor activity; GTPase activity
Source: RefSeq, a predicted model, not a curated record